ACCAAUUUGUCCUUUUCAAGGUGCAACUGAGUUAGGCUAACGAGGGUCACAACCGAAGGACUGUAUAAGCACCAGAGCGGCGCCGCUAGAACCCGCUCGGAGAGGAGCUUGCAGGAGAUAUCACGGGGCAGCAAGAUGGGUGACCCAGACCAGACUCUCCAGCCAGCCCCAGGGCCCGACAAGCAGGGCCAGCAGCAGCAGCAGUCCGCGCAUCAGACGGAGGUGGGACCUAUAGACCGAGUAGCUGACAGCACCACGGGCGCUGGGGGCCCCUCUGCCAAUCAGCCACAACCGCAGCGGCCUCAGGAGCGCGAGCUGCCGCUGUCUCAACAGCAGCAGCGACAGCUCCCUACGACAGAUUUCCACAGCGGGGCACCGCAGGAUGGCGGACGUGGAGAUGGUGAAAAUCUUGGGGAGAAAGAAACGACACGACAGCAGCAGGAGCAAGAAGAUCAGAAGGGGGACAACCACCAGCAGCAAGAGGCGGAGGAGAACGUGGAGACGCAGGAGCAGCAGCAGCAGCAGCAGCAAGAGGUGGACUCAGCAGCUAAGGACGCUGAGGCGCUCGCGCGGGCGGAGGCACUAAAGCGGGAGGGCAACGAGCUGUUCGGCAAAGGUCUGUGGACCGAAGCGGCGGCCAAGUACAACGAAGCGCUGGACGCAGCUCCCCAGAGCGCGGCCACGGAGCAAGCCAUCUACUUUGCCAACCUGGCCGCAUGCAACAUUAAAAUCCAGCAGUACGACUACGCCGUACAGAACUGUACGGAAGCUAUACGGCUCAAUGGGUCGUACUUGAAGGCGUACAUGCGGCGCUGUGAAGCGUUUGAGCGAUUGGACGAGCUGGACCACGCUCUGGGCGACGCCAAGGCGCUACUGCAGGUGGAACCGGAGAACUCGUGGGCCAAGGCCAAAGUGGCGGUACUGCAACCCAAGGUGGACGAGCGUACGGAAAAGCUGAAGACGGAGAUGUUCUCCAAGCUUAAGGAUUUGGGCAACACGGUGUUGGGCAAAUUCGGCUUGUCGCUAGACAACUUCAAAUUCGACAAGGACCCUAACUCGGGCGGCUACAGCAUCCGAUUUGAGAAAUGA
This is a messenger RNA of Volvox carteri f. nagariensis, 1089 nucleotides long. RefSeq lists its product as uncharacterized. The transcript is spliced from 4 exons. Gene Ontology annotation, molecular function: protein binding. Bases 136 to 1089 code for a protein of 317 amino acids. Lineage: Eukaryota; Viridiplantae; Chlorophyta; Chlorophyceae; Chlamydomonadales; Volvocaceae. The record is from RefSeq and is a predicted model, not a curated record.